GUGGCCAGGGUGGCUUUCUCGAGCUGGGAUGAAGGACUUGAGCAGAAACUCAUUGCCAGCUUCUUCCCCGCGUGAGUGCCGACCGAGUCCCAGGUCCCCCAUCUUCCCCCGGGACACUGUGCACGGUGCCUGGUCUUGAACAGCCAUGACGAUGGAGGUGCUCCCCACGGCCCUGGAGGUAGACGAGAAGUCUCCAGAAUCCAAGGACCUGCUGCCCAGCCAGACAGCCAGCUCCCUGUGCAUCAGCUCCAGAAGUGAGUCUGUCUGGACCACCACCCCCAGGAGCAACUGGGAAAUCUACCGCAAACCCAUCAUCAUCAUGUCAGUGGGAGCUGCCAUUCUGCUCUUUGGUGUGGCCAUCACCUGUGUGGCCUACAUCUUGAAUGAGAAGAAUAAGGUUGUACCCGUCCUCAAGAUGAUAGGCCCUGCCUUCCUGUCCUUGGGACUCAUGAUGCUGGUGUGUGGGUUGGUGUGGGUGCCCAUCAUCAAAAAGAAGCAGAAGCAAAGGCAGAAGUCCAACUUCUUCCAAAGCCUCAAGUUCUUCCUCCUGAACCGCUGAUGGCAGCCUGACCAGAAGAUCUGCUGACCAGCAUCCAGCCUCCUAACCUUCUCUCUGGGUACCACAAAGCUGAUCCAAGCAAACCCUCCUCUUGGCCCUGAGGGCAGGACAGAGCUCAGGGUCUCACCCUCACACAACCUAACAGUGUUUCUGGCUGAGUCUCACCUGGUUUCUCCAUCGCUGUUGAUGCUCUCUCGGAUAUUCUCAAUAUUCUCAUCAUUUAAUCAUCAUCCAGCCCACUCUCUCUGACAAGGGCAGUGCAUGCUGGGAAAUUCUCUGGGGGUUGACUAUGCUCCUAAGAAGAACUUCAUGUUAUAAUUGUGUGUCUAAGCUGGAUUCCACAUCUGCAUCCUUCUGGAACCAAAACUGAUCAAGGAGGGAAGGAUGACUUCAGACCCACUGAGUUUGUCAGUCUUGGCUCCCUCCUUGGGUGAGACAUUGACUAGCAUUAUAAGAGAUAGGACAGUUCUCAUGUAUUACACAUUCCAAAAUCUGGACAGGGGUGGGGGAUGGGGAAAAAAAACACUGUCCAGGGCAGAUCAUUCCUCUGGGCAUUGUUCUAGAAGUUAGCUAGCCAAAGAAGUUCAUUCCCAAAUCCAUAGUAUUGACACCAGAGGCAAUAAGGCAGGCUAAGUGGUGUCACGGUCUCCCCUUGACCCUCCAAUGCCCUUAUCACAGACUGCCUUCAUCUUGGCAAUUAGUCAAGAACAAAUAAAUGCUCCUUGUUCUAACUCCUUCCCCCACGCCAACUCUGUCUCUACACAUUGCUAGAACAGAAGGAUGGAAGGGCACAGAUGGUCAUCUUCUCUCCCUCUCAAUCAAGACCUAACCUGAGAUGGAACGCCAUGUCCAAAUGUUCCAUGGGAUUCUAGAGACAGAUUCACCAAAGAUCCCAACCUCUGUCAUCCCUGCUCCUCCCCCACCAAACAAGCAAGUGUUUAUUGAAUUUCCUUCUCUGGGCCUAGGUUGGGAACAGCCAGACCCAGUCCCUGAUCUCAUCUUAUUUCCAAAAGUGAGAGAGAGAGAGGGUCAUAGCCAAGCCAAUUGGCAAUACCACAUGCUGAGUUCCUAGGGUGACUAUGGGGAUACAUGGAUCUAACGUAAAUUUACAGGAAGUCAGAGAGAUUUCUGGAGACCAGGCUCAUCCCUCUUGAAGACAAAGGGAAAAUACGUGUUAGAAAAGGACAAGGCAUGUAAGGAGGCAGCAACUGCCUUGCAUGUGAAAAAGCUGGGGGAGAGAGACCCCAUGGACUUAGGAUUCUGCGCAGCUCCUGGAUGCUGUCGCAUCCUCUCAUCUACUUCCCUCCUGCUUCCCCAAGUGCCUUACAUCCAGCUUCUCCUUGGUACACUGCAAGCUCCUGGGGUCUAUAGAGACUGGGAGACGCAUCUCCAGAGGGCCCACCAAGUAGAUAUAACCCAAGAGGUAAGUGCCCUCAAAACUUCUUACAGACACUAAGAAGCCUGUAGGUGCCCAUAACAGAUCCCCCAAGCUGUGCAAGUCCAAGCCAGAGAGCAGGGGAAAGCUCCAGGUAACAGGAUGAAUGACAAGAGAUGCAUUAGUUCCAGUUGACUCCCUUCAUCCCUCAAUCUUCAGGCAUUUGGGAUCACCAUGGCAACCUUCCUCCAACAGGUCUCCAGAUGUCUCAGUCAUUCACAGUACUUCCAUAGGCAGAGUCAGAAUCCAUCUUUGUUUCUGUUGCCUUGUAGGACAGUAUUUUUUUUUUCAUGAGAUCACAUCACACACACACACACACACACACACACACACACACACACACACACACACACCCCAACUCCUUAAAGAGUCAGAGUUUGAGGAGCCUCUGGCCUUUCAAGGCUCACUUAAGAUGGUCCUGUCCUUCAUUAAGACUCAUACCAGUGAGCCCAAGUCCCCCAGGACACCCAUCCCCAGCACUUAGGCAGGUCAGGACCAAACCUAGGGUUAUUGCUAUGCUGCCACUAAUGUGAGUGCUAGUGCCUCAGUGAUGGGCUUGUAGAUCACGUUCCUUUCUCCUGUCAUGGGAGGUCAGCCCUGGGAUGGAGCCUCUCCUUCCUUGGUGCUUUCAUGUAAGGGAGCACACAGGUGAGCUCACAGCCAGCUCACUUGGAGUCCAUAACCCACACACCUCAUUGUCUGGGUACAGUUGUGAGAGCAGGGUCUUUGCAAACAUCACUGUCAGGUAUGUCUCAGUGGAAGGGAGUUUGGGGAUAAUCAUGACGCCAGGAAAUCGUCAAGUUCUAGACAUCUGCAGCCACAUCAGUACCUGCGUCCCACCUCCACCCCUCAAGCUAAGUCUUCAGUAGACAAAGAAGAACCUUUGAGAAAAAAAAAAAUUCCCAAAUAUUGGUCACCUCCUCCUACUGGGCUCCCCACGAGAGUGAGGGCCAGGAAAUGGGCUGAAUCACCCCCAAAGCAGCGCAUCUUGGAACUUUUUGCCAAAGACCAUUGCCUCGUGAAAGCCUGAGGUGGGGACAGUCUGUGAGUGAAGCCGGGCUGGAUGCCACAUUUCUGCAACAACGCCUCCUGGGCAGUGACUUUGACCAUCUCACUGGUCAGAAGACAGGACCAACAUCCACAGCACCAUCUCACCAGAACGUAUUACCUGCUCCUGUAGCUAUUCUGUUUUAGAGAAUUUAAUCUAAUUCUAAGCCUAAAGAAAUCAAUGUCAUGUUGAAUUGUAUUCUAUUUCACAGUGUCUGACAUGUUCUUCCUGUUUCACCAGGCAUUCGAAGACUGUACCCACAAAACCCCCUUCCUCUAAAAUGUUUCCCCAUUGCCACAUUUCCUCUCCCAAGAAGGAUGUCAGGGAGAAUAGAGACAGAGUGGUUUUCAUGCAUGGCUCCUCAGGUACCUCUCUGAGGUGAUGGUGGUGCAGAGGGGUCCCACAAGCCCAGUAUCGAGACCCAAAACUUGACCUGAUGACAUUACAUUCUAGAAUGAAUUUGUGGUCUAGAUGAGGCAGGCAGAUACCAGGUCCUGGACAGAUGCUCCAAACACAAAUCAAAGCAGAAAAUGAUCUACUGAGACUUACUUUCAUCUCCCAUCCCAGAAGCCUAUCUGUGCUUAGCCUGUGUGAGGAGCUGUCACUCUGUAACCAGGUUCCUUAGGUCUCCAGCAAGGGACCACAUAUCUGAGCGACUAUGCUCAGUUUUCCUGCAACCUGCAGGAACGUAUAAAAGGGACCCCAGGCCACCUCACAGUCCAGGUCUUCUAGGUUAAGGGAAAGACAAGUUCGCUAAAGGGUACCCCAGAAUGAGGCCAUCUCCCACUCUCCUGUGGGUUCCUCUGGAAAAGCUACCAAAGUGACUGCAAAAAAGAAGGGAGAUCCAUUAUCAAUGGUCCUUAUCUAUCAGUCACACAUACUAAGUUGAGAUUGUCUUCAAUAAAUAACAAAAUGCCAGUGGGAACUGUGCUCUUUUCCUGGGAUGCAUGGGAAGUGUUUCCAGCCAUAGCUCCAUCACUCACUCCUCAGUCCCUGGCCUCCUCUUCUCUGCUCCUUUCUUCAGACAUCAUCUCUGACAUUCCAAUUACCCAAACCCACAGCAGACAUCAGAACCUGGAUGAUAUAACAAAGGCAUUAGCUCUGACUUUCAGAAAGCAAUCAGGCUAAUCCUCAGAGAAGAGAGACAAGGGAAUCUUUGGGUGUGAUACAGUAUGAUCAUGGUGGGGGGACUCUUCAGGUGUGAUACAGUAUCAUCAUGGUGUGUGGGGGAACUCUUUGGGUAUGAUACAGUAUGAUUAUGGUGGGGGGACUCUUCAGGUGUGAUACAGUAUCAUGGUGAGGGAACUCUUCAAGUGUGAUACAGUAUCAUCAUGGUGGGUGGGGUACUCUUCGGGUAUGAUACAGUAUGAUCAUGGUGGGAGGAAUCAGGAAUGCUCAGAUGAUGAUACCCAAGCCAGCCUAACCCUGACCUGCCUCUCCAGGCCUCUGAAAUACAGAUAUGCCAGGUUUUCACAUCAGACUCAGGGGGGAGGAGGCCCAGGCAAGAGAAAAGUGGGGCUGCUCACUGGCUGGUAGGAGGAGAUAACCCCCACCUUGACCUCUGGUCCUAUUCUAUUUUGCAGUCUUGCCUUCAAAAUGUGACAGGUGCAUAUUUGUAAAAUAUGCCUGGGGUUAAGGGAUCAAGGGUUCCCCACACUUUUCAAGUGAACCCCCUACACUGUUUGGAGAUUCAAACUUCAACAAAUAGCACUGUGAUUCUGCCCCUUUCUGGAACCUUCCCUUCCCCAAUCUCCACCUUUUCUUUACUCUAAACACUUCUCUAGGACUAGAGAGAUGGCUCAGUAGUUAAGAGCACUGACUGCUCUUUGA
This is a messenger RNA of Peromyscus leucopus (white-footed mouse), 4872 nucleotides long. It is a transcript of the gene Pirt, whose product is annotated as phosphoinositide interacting regulator of transient receptor potential channels. Gene Ontology annotation, biological process: positive regulation of cation channel activity; phosphatidylinositol-mediated signaling. NCBI's taxonomy places the organism in Eukaryota, Metazoa, Chordata, Mammalia, Rodentia, Cricetidae. Gene Ontology annotation, molecular function: transmembrane transporter binding; phosphatidylinositol bisphosphate binding. The transcript has 2 exons. Bases 146 to 559 code for a protein of 137 amino acids. The record is from RefSeq and is a predicted model, not a curated record.